Messenger RNA from Aspergillus aculeatus ATCC 16872, 2175 nucleotides. Its product is annotated as putative C6 transcription factor. Gene Ontology annotation, molecular function: DNA-binding transcription factor activity, RNA polymerase II-specific; RNA polymerase II cis-regulatory region sequence-specific DNA binding; zinc ion binding. The transcript is spliced from 4 exons. Lineage: Eukaryota; Fungi; Ascomycota; Eurotiomycetes; Eurotiales; Aspergillaceae. Gene Ontology annotation, biological process: positive regulation of transcription from RNA polymerase II promoter by galactose; DNA-templated transcription. The record is from RefSeq and is a predicted model, not a curated record. Gene Ontology annotation, cellular component: nucleus. Bases 1 to 2175 code for a protein of 724 amino acids.
AUGGACGCUACUGCCACUCUAACAACAUGGGACUUCUCGCCCCAAGCAGCACACCGGGAUGACUCUGACGGGGCCAACCCACGCAAACGACGACGAAAGUACAUCGCCAAGGCUUGCAACGAAUGCAAGCGCCGUAAGAUCAAGUGCAAUGGCGAGACGCCUUGUCAGCGAUGCGGCCGACAACGCAUCGACUGUAUCUACGACAAGCCCCCUCGUCACACCGAUGGCGAGUCGGAUCAACAGGUCUACCUCGAGCAACUCUGUAAUCAGAUGUCUGCCAUGCAGGAACAAAUCAAGACCCUCUCCGCAGCUUUCACGACCUUAACGCAGCACAGCAUCACUGCCACCGCCAUCGCGGCGCGGUCGGACGCCGCGGCGGCGGGGGCGGCGGGCAGCCAGCGACCGUUUCGUCGCCGCCGGUCCACGGUCAGGGAGACUGCGUUCCAGGGCCCAACGACAUCCGCCUUCAGCUUGCAUCUCGCCAAGUCGAAUCUCCUCCGCCAGGGGAUCGUCGAGCAGACGGAUGGUGCCGCGGAGGGCGAUGCCGAUGCUGAUGCUAACCACCCGCCUUCGCCGCUGCCGCCGGAUUCGCCUGGGCCGGCGGCGUUGCUGGGUGCGGCGCGGCCCGAGGGGGAUCCGCUGUGGUCGUUGGAUAAGGCGGAGGCGAUGCGGUUGUGUCGCGUGUAUGAGGAGGAGAUGGGGAUGAUGUAUCCCGUCUUGGAUUUGCAGGACUUGCUGGAUCAGGUCGAGGUGGUGUAUGGGUCGACGGCGGCGCGCCCUGGGGGUUUUCGGGCGGCAGUACACGCAGAUGACGUCCAGAUUCUGCGGUUGGUCUUUGCGUGUGCGCUGACGGCUGAGGCGGCGGGGAGCAGCGAGCUGGCAAUGCGGCUGUUUGAGAGUGUGCGUGAGGUGGCUGAUAAUUGCGUGUGGGGACCGUCGGAGAUUAAGAGUAUCAUCUUGUUGACGCUGGUUGCAAUUUUCUACUUUCAGAUCGACGAGGAAAUCCUGGCCUGGCGCAUCGCUGGCAUCGUGGAGCGCAUGUGCCUGGAAAGGGGGCUGCACCGACGGGAAACGCUUGGCCAGCCGGCCAUUGUCGCCGCAGGACGGGAUCGCGCUCUCCGGCUGUUCUGGUCGAUCUACAUCCUUGACAUCCGGUGGAGCUUUGGGACAGGCAUGCCGUUCUCUCUCGAGGAUAGCGACAUCGAUCCCUGGCUACCGGAACCGGAGGAGAAGACUCCCUACCUCCGGGUCAUGAUCCGGUACAGCCGCAUUGCGGCCAAGGUGUGGAAGUUUAUCUCGGCCUUCAACAAUACAAACGAGAUCAAGAAGGAAGAGAUGAAUUAUCUGGACUGGCAGGUCCAGCAGUGGGUGAUGAACAUCCCGGAGAUCCUGCGUCUGGAGCAGCCGCCGUUGUCGGCCUCGAAGACCGAGCCUAAACCACCGCGCAGUCUGCAUCGCCUGCGUGCGCUGCUUUACCUUCGCUCCAACCAGCUUCGCAUGCUCAUCCAUCGGCCCGUGCUUCACUCUGCCGCGCAUAUCGUGCGGUACCCGGCUGAGUCGCAGAUGGUCGUCGAUCUGGCCAGGGAGACAAUCCGAUUCAUCACGCGACUCAACGAGACAACAGAUAUCUACCGUCUUCAGCAGGUGACCUUCAACUGGUUCCUCGUUUCGGCUGUCGCGGUGCUGUUUCUGGCUGUCGCGCAAGCCCCGUCACAGUUCAGUAGCGCCUGUCGUGAGGAAUUCUACAUGGCGCUGGAACUUAUCAAAGGCUUCUCGACGAAGUCCUAUAUCUCACUCCGACUGUGGAAGUCGAUUCGGAGCUUGAGGAAGUUGGGGCCGCAGGUUAUGCGUCGGCAGCCUGAGGCAGCGGAAGCUGGGCCUCAAGGUGCAAAUGUGCUUAACUCUGCAAGGGAGCAUGAAAUAGAGCAAGCGAGUGGCGGGGUUGAGCCUUCAAUGCAGUCAAAGGGCAGUAUCCAGAGUCUCACGCCGGUGGAUGGGGUGCAGAUGACGAGAGAGUUGAUGGAGUGGUUUGAGGCGGUUGGAAGUUUGGAAACACAGAUCAUGGGGAUGGGGGCGCUGCCGCCGCAUCAGGAGACCGACGUAUGGGAGAGAAGUGGACAGUAUAUGGUUGACUACGGGGGCGAGCUGUCGAGCGUGAUGAAGGAUUGCUUCUGA